AUGGCUGUACUAACAGAAGAUGGUUCGUCGGGCAGGUUUCGGCACCACGUUUCCUUUGACAACAUCCCAGUCGGCGAGGCAACCAAGAAUAAUGUACUGGGCUACACGAUCAAUCUGACGCACGAUGGCUAUCAACCCAAGCGACGGUCGCGGACCAUGAUGGCCGGCGUUGACCAGCAUUUCUACUCCGACUAUGCACUACAGUGGCUGCUCGAGGAGUAUGCCGAGGACGGAGAUGAGGUCAUUUGCGUGCAUGUCUCGGAAAGAGACAGCCGCGACGACAAGAAUUACAAGCCGAAAGCCCAGGCAAUGGUUGAGCGGAUAAAGCAGAAGAUUCCUCCGGACUGUGCGAUUAGCAUCAAGUUGGAGUAUGCGGUUGGAAAACUACAUGAGACUUUUCAGAAGCUGAUUUACAUAUAUCAGCCUUCAAUGCUGGUUGUGGGCACACGCGGCCGGUCCCUUGGCGGUAUCCAAGGACUUGUCAACACGCGAAACUCGUUUUCAAAGUACUGUCUACAAUACUCGCCAGUGCCAACCGUAGUGGUCCGCGACAUCGACAAACGCAAGAAGAAGAAAGAGAAGCGGAGCCAAGAUCCGAGCAGGCAGAGUUAUCUUUCUAUGCUGGCCUCCAAUGACGGAAAGCACGAGGCAGACAGCGAGAAUAGUAGUCUCUAUGAACUGGAGGCAAGGCUCUCGCCCGACGAGGAAGCCCACAGAGUCGCCGCAGCUAUUGGCCUUCCAAGCUCAUUCGACCCCACAAUCGAGGGUGUUGCCCUCGAAACGCGGAUGCAUCCCAGAAUACAGAGCGUACCAACCUCACCUCUGAAGGAGACCCUGCACGCAGAAGAGGUCGCCAGCGCUCUGGCGGCCGUGCCUGCACCACCUUCGACACUUGGCGGCAGCGAUGAUGAUGAGAGCGCCGACGACUCUGGUGACGAGUUUGAGGUCAUGUCUGGCGAGCAGAUCAUCGCCAAGGGAGGUCAAGGCAACCCGGACGAGAAGAUCAAAAAGACGAAGCUUCACCAGAUGGAGGUUGCCGAGGCGGCGGCGCUACGUGAGCAACCGGUUGACGAUGAUGACGACGACGACGACGACGAAGAUAAUACUCAGGGCGGCCCGGGAAGUCAUGAUGGCCAAGGACUGAAAGGGAAGCCUUGA
Molecule: messenger RNA, 1158 nt
Organism: Pyricularia oryzae 70-15
Lineage: Eukaryota; Fungi; Ascomycota; Sordariomycetes; Magnaporthales; Pyriculariaceae
Product: usp domain-containing protein
Exons: 2
Coding region: 1-1158 (385 amino acids)
Source: RefSeq, a predicted model, not a curated record